CUACCGGGAGGGUGAGUAGGGCCGGCCGCCAGAGCAGGAUUGCAGUCUUCCAGGACCCGGAGACCCUCCGUUGAAUCCGGCACUGGGACGUCUUACCCUUUCGUGGCACCUGUUGCAGGUGACAGCGCUUGGCCAUCGCGCCGGGUCUCGGUCUCGCCCUGCUUCCGGACCUCGGACCUCGCGGCGUCAGCUUCUCUGGCCUCUGUAGGUCCGCCAAAGGCAACUGUGGUGGCAUUCCUGGUCUGAUUGAUUUGAAGAAAGAAGAGUAGAAUAAAAAUAUAGAAUAAAUCAUGUCAGAGAUACUUGACCUCUCUUUUCUGUCUGAGAUGGAGAGGGAUUUGAUCCUCAGUGUUCUACAACGAGAUGAGGAGCUCCGGAAAGCAGAUGAGAAAAGGAUUAGGCGACUGAAGAAUGAGCUACUGGAGAUCAAAAGGAAAGGGGCCAAGAGGGGCAGCCAAUUCUAUAGCGAUCGGACCUGUGCCCGGUGCCAGGAGAGCCUGGGCCGUUUGACUCCCAAGACCAACACUUGUCGGGGUUGUAAUCACCUGGUGUGUCGGGACUGCCGCAUCCAGGAAAGCACUGGUACCUGGAGGUGUAAGGUGUGCACCAAGGAGAUAGAGCUGAAGAAGGCAACUGGAGAUUGGUUUUAUGAUCAGAAAGUGAAUCGCUUUGCUUACCACACAGGCAGUGAGAUAAUUAGGAUGUCCCUGCGCCGCAAACCUGCAGUGAAUAAAAGAGAGACAGUGGGACAGUCUCUUCUUCAUCAGUCACAGAUGGAUGAUAUCUGGCCAGGAAGAAGGAUCAUUCAGGAGCAACAGAAGGAGCCCAGUGUGCCAUUUGAUGUGCCUAAGCUGAAAAGUGGAAAGAGUGCACUGGAGGCCGAGAGUGAAAGUCUGGACAGCUAUACAGCUGACUCAGAUAGCCUGUCCAGGAGAGACUCUCUGGAUAAAUCUGGCCUCUUUCCAGAAUGGAAGAAGAUGUCUGCCCCCACAUCUCAACUGGAAAAGGAAACUCAACCUGGGGAUCAAAAUGUGAUAUCUGUUGAUGAGGGUGAAAUGAUAUUUAAGAAGAACACCAGAAAAAUCCUCAGACCUUCAGAAUAUACUAAAUCCGUGAUUGAUCUUCGCCCAGAAGAUGUGGGACAUGAAAGUAGCUCCUUGGGAGACAGAAGCAAAUCUGUCCCAGGCCUCAGUGUAGAUAUGGAAGAGGAAGAGGAAGAAGAGGACAUCGACCAUCUGGUGAAGCUGCAUCGCCAGAAGCUAGCUAGAAGCAGCAUGCGAAGUGGUUCCUCCAUGAGUACAAUUGGCAGCAUGAUGAGCAUCUAUAGUGAAGCUGGUGAUUUUGGAAACAUCUUCGUGACUGGCAAGAUUGUCUUUACCCUGAAGUAUGAGCAGCAAACACAGGCUUUGGUCAUCCACGUGAAGGAGUGCCACCAGCUGGCCUAUGCUGAUGAAGCCAAGAAGCGCUCUAACCCAUAUGUGAAGACUUAUCUUCUGCCUGACAAGUCCCGCCAAGGAAAAAGAAAAACCAGCAUCAAGCGGGACACCAUCAAUCCACUGUAUGAUGAGACCCUCAGAUAUGAGAUCCCAGAAUCUCUUCUGGCCCAGAGGACUUUGCAGUUCUCAGUUUGGCAUCAUGGUCGUUUUGGCAGAAACACUUUCCUUGGAGAGGCAGAGGUCCAGAUGGAUUCCUGGAAGCUUGAUGAGAAACUGGAUCAUUGCCUCCCUUUACAUGGAAAGAUCAGUGCUGAGUCCCCGACUGGCUUGACAUCACACAAAGGCGAGUUGGUGGUUUCACUGAAAUACAUCCCAGCCUCCAAACUCCCUGUUGGGAGUGACCAGAAAAAGAGUAAAGGUGGGGAAGGGGGAGAGCUCCAGGUGUGGAUCAAAGAAGCCAAGAACCUGACGGCUGCCAAAUCAGGAGGGACUUCCGACAGCUUUGUCAAGGGAUACCUCCUUCCCAUGAGGAACAAGGCCAGUAAGCGUAAAACUCCUGUGAUGAAGAAGACCCUGAAUCCCCACUACAACCAUACAUUUGUCUACAAUGGUGUGAGGCUGGAAGAUCUACAGCACAUGUGCCUGGAACUGACUGUGUGGGACCGGGAGCCCCUGGCCAGCAAUGACUUCCUGGGAGGGGUCAGGCUGGGUGUUGGCACUGGGAUCAGUAAUGGGGAAGUGGUGGACUGGAUGGACUCGACUGGGGAAGAAGUGAGCCUGUGGCAGAAGAUGCGACAGUACCCAGGGUCUUGGGCAGAAGGGACUCUGCAGCUUCGUUCCUCAAUGGCCAAGCAGAAGCUGGGCUUAUGAGCCCCUGAUCUUCUCUGCAGGUCCAGCCCUGUCCAGGGCAAGUGAGAGAAAGUGAAGAAACCAAGAGCAAAGAUAUAUAAUUAUGUGUGUGUGUGUGUGUGUAGAUAUAUGUAUACAUAUAUAUGUGUGUGUGUAUGUGUGUGUGUAAACAUAUUUCUACAAAUCUCAUUAUGCUAGAGUGAUGCAGACUUGUUACCCUUUUUAAAGCAGGCUCAACAAUAAGGGUCUGUUCAAAAUGUUUUUAUUUGUGCAUAAUCUAGUAUAUUUCCAGAGUCCAUUCUUAUAUCUUUAUGAUGUUUAAUUAACUUAAAAAUCUUUUAAAACAAGUUUUUUUCUCCUGUCUUGCCAUCCUUUCCCUCCUUCUCCAGGAAGCCUUGGCUACCUUUGGCAUUCAUAUAGGUCUGUGUUUCCAGGUAUGCCUAGUCUGAGGCUGAGGCUCUGGGAAGCAGGGUUGGGUUACUAAAAGAUGGGAGAGAGGUGAGUAGGUCUGCCCCCUUCCUUUCCAAUUUAUAUUUUUAACUCCAUUUUUACCUUGAUAAAUUUCUGGAACUUGGCUUUUAACUCUUCUUGUUCUUAAACCAUUUCCAUAUUUCUUGGGUCUAAUGGUCUUCUUGGAAAUGCUAAGAAAAUUCCUAAGUUCCUUCCAGCUCCAGACACCUUCACUAGACUUUUAGGGAACCCUUAUAAUGGAGCUGAUUUAGAAAAAUAAUUAGAUGGCUUUUUGGUGGUCUCAGAGGACCAGAGUGAUUGAGAGUGAAAUGUUUCCCAGCUCAUACUGGAUCUUUGCAUUUUAUAUAGAUACAGCUGUUGGAGAGCAUCUCCUUUCUCUAAAAAAAAAAAAAAACGACAUUUUCACUCUCAUAUACCACAUAUUUCUUAGCAUUUGUGUCCAUGGUGUGGUACCACAAAGAAUAUGGCCUACAUUACCAGAAGAGCCAAGUACUGUCCAAACGGGCCCAGUGUUUCUCCAGCCUGGCCACUGUUAGUGCUCUAAGAGAAUGUGUUCAGAGAAUCCCCCAGUUAUUCUGACUUCCUUCUUCAAGUGAUUUCAAUUUCUAUUUUUUUCUAUUGUUUCCUAAACUUGACUUAGAUGUAACAUGGGUGUGAUGUGAUGAGACCUUUCUUAAUAGGGUCUGGUGAUCUGAGGUUCAUUUUCUGAAACUCACUGUACCAAACUGACCUUUUUUUCCUUGCAAGUGUAUCUACACAAAGUUGUUUGUGAAAGGGAUCUACCAGAGAAGAAAUCCCUAUUGGUAGAAUGUGCUGAUUGUCCUAUAAGGCCACUAGCUGGAGGGCAGCUUCAGUGGUUUCUACUGUAGAGAUGAACUGAAUGGAGGGGUGUUUUUAAAAGGUUUGUUUGGUAUGGAUUGAUAUUGUAACGGAAAGCAUGAUUUGGGAUCCUGGGCUGUAACUUGCUGCUUUGUUCUCCAUCCCCUGAAAUGUAUGUGUGCUCCAAUAAAGCUUUCUCACUUGUCAA
Messenger RNA from Nyctereutes procyonoides (raccoon dog), 3783 nucleotides. It is a transcript of the gene SYTL4, whose product is annotated as synaptotagmin like 4. Gene Ontology annotation, biological process: intracellular protein transport; exocytosis. The record is from RefSeq and is a predicted model, not a curated record. Lineage: Eukaryota; Metazoa; Chordata; Mammalia; Carnivora; Canidae. Gene Ontology annotation, cellular component: exocytic vesicle; plasma membrane. The transcript has 18 exons. Bases 291 to 2306 code for a protein of 671 amino acids. Gene Ontology annotation, molecular function: neurexin family protein binding; phospholipid binding; small GTPase binding.